Messenger RNA from Anthostomella pinea, 2454 nucleotides. Lineage: Eukaryota; Fungi; Ascomycota; Sordariomycetes; Xylariales; Xylariaceae. The record is from the annotation of a GenBank genome assembly.
AUGGAGGAGGAUCCAAGCAGUGGCGCGUCCGCUGGGCCGCCAUCCGCUUCGAGUACGAGUAAGAGUACCCCGAAACACGCCAGCGCAUCUGGCUCCGCGAAUACAACAUCUGCCAAGCGCAGGAGAGGUCUGGGAGUCGUCACACCCAAUGCGUGCACCGAGUGUAGGAAGAAGCGUGCAAAAUGCGAUGGCCACAACCCCUGCGGGAGAUGCAAGGCCCAAAAAGACAUCGAGUGCGUCUAUGAAAUCCCCGUGCGUCAGUCCAAGGAAAAUCUUCGACACGAGAUAGACGCCCUACGCAAACAGCAGCAGCAGACCGACUCCGUCUUCUCUGCCCUUGUCCGGCCCGAAUCGUCGGAAGAAGUCUUGCAGCGCUUACGGAGCGGUCACUCCGUCGAGGGUAUCUCGGAAUGGCUUGGCACCACUCUGCCAUCUGGGGGUACCACCGGCGAGUCAAGCUACGCCCAGCCGAGUGAACCCAGGAGUGGUAUUACGCUGCCCCCUCUCAACACUUAUGAUGGGACUCUUGCUGGCGCAGGGGGCUAUGUGACCAUGGGAAUGAGUCCAGCGACGCGCCAGGGUCCCGGUAUGAAGCAAGAUUUUGACGCCAACAGCCCCUGGAAUGUUUCGGGCCACAGCCAGAGCCAGACCGUAUCUCAACGAAGUGACUCGCAUUCAGACAUGAUGCAGUGGACAAAUGAGGGUCCUCCGCGAUCCCGCGUGGGCACCUGGCUCCAAGAUCAAGACUCGACGGAAGGGGGACAGCAACGAGGGGUCAACCAGCUUCUGGCGCCACUGGAGAGCCCUGAUAUGCAGGUGGCGCCCGGUACGUGGACUAACGUGACGGGGGACUCGGGCUUAGUGCAGCAUCUUCUUGCCCUGUAUUUCUGCUGGGAAUACCCAACCUUCGCGUCACUGAGCAAGGAGCACUUCUUGAAGGACUAUCUCCAUGGUCGACAUCGGUAUUGCUCACCGAUCCUUGUCAACGCGUUACUCGCACUCGGAUGCCGGUUCUCACAGCAGCCAAACACCCGAGCGAAGCCAAACGACCCGCGUACAUCGGGCGACCAUUUCUUCAAGGAAACUCUGAGGCUGUUCUACAAGGAGCCAAACCACCACACGCUCACCACGAUUCAAGCCUUGGGGAUAAUGUCCAUCCGGGAGGCAAGCUGUGGCCGGGAUUCCGAGUCUUGGUACUAUUCCGGCCAAAGUAUACGACUAGCCGUUGAGAUGGGUCUGCAUCGGCUUGGUGACGACGUAGAUGAGGACGAGCUUGCUGUGCAGUCUGCGACGUUCUGGGGCGCCUUUGGUCUGGACCACGCUUGGUCUUUAGCAACUGGCUCUUUGCCACAAUCUUCAUGCUUCCCCCAUUUACCUCCCAAACCAGCCAUCAUCGACGACAUUGAAUCUUCUCUGUGGAUUCCGUAUACAGAUGAUGGUGCGCCCUUGCAACGCUCAUGCCAGCAGCCGUCCAAUGUGCGGUCGGUCUACAAGUGCUUCUGCGAGCUCAGUGAACUCGUCCACCAAUCCCUCUACAUUCUCCACUCGCCAACCAAGCCGGUAUCGAGCCGCGAUCUGUUGAACUUAUACACGCAGUACCUCAACUGGUAUGACAGGAUACCCGAAGUAUUACGCUUAGGGCACAACUUUACACCUGCCGUUCUGUUCGCCCACAUGUACUACCAUUUCGCAAUCCUACUCCUGUUUCGACCCCUUAUCAAGCUCCGGAUUAUAGGGUCUGGGAUACUUCCUCGAGAUGUAUGUUCCCAGGCGGCAGAUGCCAUUCAGGGUUUAUUGCGUUCAUAUUCCUCCCUCUAUACGCUUCGUCGUACGCCAUCUUUUGUGCCUUACUUCGUCCUUACGUCGGCCAUCAUGCAUCUCGCCAUAGCAGCGUGCGAUCCUCAGGAAGGGGCAGACUCCCCUGCCGCCACGUCAAACCAGUCAACGACCAAGGCCGAAGACGCCGAGGCUGCACAAGGUCACCACGACUCCUCACCAAACCUCACGGGUGCGCCUGAUUUACCGUCUCCAUCGGAUACCGGCAGCGGAAAACACAGUCCCAAGGUAGCCCAAGCUCUGAAGCAGGGUAUCAGUGACCUGACGGAGAUGGCACCUUGUCACCACUUUGCAGACCAAGCGCUGAAUAUCAUGCGGUACCUUGCGAAGAAGUGGGAGAUUGAGGUCGACAUCCCUCAGGAUGAUGCGAACAUGCAGGGUGAAGCCGUAGACGACCAAGUCCGGCCGGCCACCAAUAGUCUUAACUUCUUCGCCCCUAAUGUGGGCGAACAAGAUUUCAGGUGUGGCUGGAGCACGAAACGUGCAGACGGACCUCACAAUCUGAAACAACAACUGGGGGACCGCGACAAUCCGCUUUUCUGGCCUUUUCCCAUGCAAGGCCGACCUAUGUUGCCGGAGGGCCAGGAUCUCGAAGAGGCCGGUUUCUCUCCACUAUAG